This is a messenger RNA of Closterium sp. NIES-65, 1950 nucleotides long. The record is from the annotation of a GenBank genome assembly. Lineage: Eukaryota; Viridiplantae; Streptophyta; Zygnematophyceae; Desmidiales; Closteriaceae.
AUGCUUCCCAGGAGUCUGGCUGACAAUGACCUAUCAGGCCCGCUGCCCCCAGGGAUUGGCAAGCUGCCGCAGCUGCAGAUGCUGCGCUUGGAUGGGAACCGUCUAUCAGGCCCCAUCCCUUCUCUCAUCUCCGCGCUCUCUUCCCUCUCCUACCUCUCACUUGCCUCUAACGAGCUCACAGGGGCCAUCCCCCCACAGAUAUCCGCGUUACAAGCCUUGCAGUACAUCGAUGCUUUUGAGUCGACUCAAAAGCAGUCCCCUCUGUCCACCUACACACCCCUUUCAAUGAUCCGCGUGCUGCGCCCCCCACACAGCGAUGUGCGCAACAACCUCCUGUCAGGAGCCAUCCCCCCGCAGAUCGGCAACAACUACAACCUCAACUGGCUGUUCCUUGACGUUAACUUACUCAGCGGGUCCCUCCCUGACUCUAUCUCCGCACUCAGUGCACUCGUCUACCUCAUCGCAAGCCACAAUCUCCUCUCAGGCCCACUCCCCGCCAACAUCGGCCAACUGCCCCGCCUCGCAUUCCUGCGCCUCAAAACUCAACUGAACGCAUCCCUGCGCCUCAAAACUCAACUGAACGCAUCCCUGCGCCUCAAAACUCAACUGAACGCAUCCCUGCGCCUCAAAACUCAACUGAACGCAUCCCUGUCUAUCAGCAACAACUCCCUUUCCGGCCCCCUCCCGCCCUCCAUGAGCCAGCUCAAGCACCUGCAGAUCCUGUCAGUGCUGGGGGCGAGUGCUGGGGGCGAGUGCUGGGGGCGAGUGCUGGGGGCGAGUGCUGGGGGCGAGUGCUGGGGGCGAGUGCUGGGGGCGAGUGCUGGGGACGAGUGCUGGGGGCGAGUGCUGGGGGCGAGUGCUGGGGGCGAGUGCUGGGGACGAGUGCUGGGGACGAGUGCUGGGGGCGAGUGCUGGGGGCGAGUGCUGGGGGCGAGUGCUGGGGGCGAGUGCUGGGGGCGAGUGCUGGGGGCGAGUGCUGGGGACGAGUGCUGGGGGCGAGUGCUGGGGGCGAGUGCUGGGGGCGAGUGCUGCAGUGCACUGUGUGCAUAUGCUGUGAGUGCUGGGGGUGGUGGGAAUGGUGAGAACGGUGGGAAUGGGCCAGUCACUGUGUGUCCCCCUCCCGCCCUCCACGGGGCAGCUGAAUCACCUGCAGAUGCUGUGAGUGCUGGGGGUGUUGGACCCUCCCUCCUGCCCUCCACGGGCCAGCUGAAUCACCUGCAGAUGCUGGACCUGUCUCGCAACCGCUUGUCUGGAGCCAUCCCAGACGCAUUUGCUGACAAGCCUGCCCUCAACUCCAUAGAUCUAUCUUUCAAUGCGCUCACAGGCCCACUACCUCCCACGCUCUCCACCUGUGGCUCUCUGUACACGCUGGACGUGAGCAGCAACUCUCUCAGUGGCGCUCCUGGCACCGUUGUCAGCAACAUGCCUACCCUCUCCUACCUAAACCUGUCCCAGAACUACUUUACAGGUCUGGUCCCCAGGGUAACAGACAGCCAGCAGAUGGUCUCCUACGAUAUCAGCUUCAACUACUUCCACGGGCCUGGGCUUGUUUCCGACACCACCCCCCUCGCGCUGCCCCUCUGCAAGACGGGGUUCGAGCCGGGAACCUUCUCGGCAGCUUCCAACUGCCUGGUGUACGGCGUUGCGACGGAGAAUUCCUGCCCGACUCGCGUCGGCCCCAUGAGCACAGGGGAGCUGCUGCAGGUGGGGAUGGGGAGGGGUGAGGAGGGGUCUAGAUGGGUGGACACACAACGUUCCGUAGCAGCCUGCCUCGCCUUCUGCCGCACCAACGUCACUCGCACCGCUGCCAACUCGCAGUGCGGCUCGCUGGGGACGUGCGUGGUGGAGAUGACAGGAAUCCCCCUCCGCCCUUCCUUCUCCUGCGACUGCUUCAAAGGGACCCUUCGCUCCCCUGACGGCCUAAACUGCACGGCUAUUGGUAAGGCCUGA